Molecule: messenger RNA, 3375 nt
Organism: Lodderomyces margitis
Lineage: Eukaryota; Fungi; Ascomycota; Pichiomycetes; Serinales; Debaryomycetaceae
Gene: NUP159
Product: FG-nucleoporin
Exons: 1
Coding region: 1-3375 (1124 amino acids)
Molecular function (GO): protein binding
Source: RefSeq, a predicted model, not a curated record
AUGGCUGAAAUUGGAGAAGUUGUAUCCGAUGAUUAUGGAUUCAAGUUGAUUGAUGAUUUUGCCAUAGCAGACGCAAUAGAUUUAAAACAACACAAGGAUGGAGAAGAAUUACGAUUAUUAGCGAUCCACGAUGAACAAAGGGUCAUUGCUGUAUCAAACUUCAAGUCACUCAAAUUUGUAUCUGCUGAUCACUUCGAGGAUAUUGAUACUGUGGAUGGUGACUUUCAUAUAACGCAGUUGUAUUUCACCGAUCUGAAGUUUUACAUGUUGAAUAACAACGUAAUACAAACAUUGACUACUGAUCAAAUCAAACGCAACGAGUAUCAAUUUGCUUCCGUAGAGGGAAAGUAUACUGAUUUAAAGCCAUUAAAUGAUCACAAUUACCUAGCUUUUGAUAAUGGCAAUCUAUACCACAAUUCAAUCAAGAUUGCAUCGAGUGUGAUCAAGUAUGCUUGGCACAAGUCAUCGCCAAUUUAUAUUACCGAGUCGGACCAAUUUCAAAUAAUGGGUAAACCCAUCAACUAUGACGAAGCAGCAAAAGAUGAGUUAUCUGAGCUUCGACUCGUUGAGCUUGUUUCCAUCAGCGAAUACAUUUUCCUCAUAUACGAUUCAAGUGAAGAGCAACCAUCUGACGACCAUCAAAUCAGAACCUACUUGCUCAAAGACGAAAAUGAAAAGUACACGCCCUUGGAUAUUGAAAUAGCAUCGCCAUAUGGUGCAGCAUACAGAACAACAACCUACUAUACUGCUUCAAUCGCCAACUGGCUAAAAUCAACGCAGCUAGAAUUCAUCACGUCAUCCUUAUCGUUGGAAAUUGGUAUUCUCGAUAUUACAAACUCAGAUCCUGAAUCUAUUGUGCCAUCAGAAGACUCAAAUAAAGCAAAUUAUCCCAUAGAUGACGAAUCACUGCUUGAUGUUUCACCUGUAGGGUUUGCUAUUUCUGUAAAUGAGUUGAAUUCGAAGGUGGACUCCCCCUGUGCUGGAGUUGAGGGCGAAGUUGUCGGAAAGUUACCGAGAAUAUAUGCGUUCUUGGAUAAUGGUAACUUGAGGUCUUGGUGGGUUUUCAACAAGCAUGGUAUUUUAAAUGACGAUUUGUCCUUGGAGAAUGCCAUUGCUGAAGAAAGAUCUAAAGUGAAAGACAAAGCUGAAAUCAAUGAUGAAGUAGGUAACAAGGAAUCUUCUGAAACUAAUGAUGAAGCUGAUAAAAAAGAAUCUGCUGAAACCGAAACAACAUCACAGCAACCAAACCCAUUCCAAUCUGCACAGCAACCAAAUCCAUUCCAAACUGCAAGCAAUCCUUUUGGAUUGACUGCUGCUGGUGCUUUCAAAAGCCCAGUGACAGCUUCUAAAAGUAAUGCUGCUCCAGAUUCCACAAAAUCUGCAUUUGGAUCAACUGCAUUUGGCUCAGGAAAAACUUCAAAAUUUGCAUUUGGCGCAGGACAAACCUCAAAAUCUGCAUUUGGAUCGACUGGAUUUGCCUCUUCCGCAUCUGCCUCCUCUGGAUUAGGUUCUACCGGAUUUGCCUCUUCAGGGUUUGCCUCUUCCGGUUUUGGAACAACACAAAAGAAUACUGAAACUACUGGUAACCUGAAGCUUACUUCAGGUUUUGGAAAGUUUAGCAAUCAAAAACCAGCGACAUUUGGCAGUGGUAAUGGUGAAUCCAUAUUUGACAAUGACAAAAAGUCGUCGUCACCCUUUGGUCAACUAUCUGGUUCGGCUACGCCAUUUGGAAAAACAGAGGGUAAAUCAGGCUCAAUUUUCGAUCAGAAACAGCAACCACCAGUUCAACCAAAACCGAUGUUUGGACAAGAUAGUGGCUCAAAAGCAUCUGCCUCGCCUUUCUCUACGUUAAACAAGGAUACAAAAUCUGAAGGCUUUGACUAUACAAGGCAAACUCCAUAUGCUGACCCUAUGGAAUCUUCUAAAGAAUCUACGCCGACUCCAUUUGGUUUUAAUAUGAAAGACAAGUCUAAGUCGUUGACAAAGGAGGGAAGUACACAGAGCCCUCAUGAACCUUUAUUUGGCAAGACUGAAACAGGUGACUUAUCAGCUGCGUUUGGCGGAUUGAACACCAAAGAGAAGCCAAGCGAGCCCUUUGGGUCUAGUUUCUCUGGUUUGAAAAAGACUGAUGAGCCUUCGCCAUUCGCCCUGUUGCAGAAAUCAAAUGCUCCAUCGCCUUUUGCAAAUUUAAACUCAACCCAAAAACCUGCUGGAGAAGAUGAACAUUUGCUGAAAGCCUCAGAUGUGCAUUUGCUGAAAGCCCCAGAUGAUCAAUCUGAUAAAGAAGCCAAGUCACAAACUAAUGCUUCAAGCGGUGAGGAAGUUACAAAUGAAGAGGAGGCAUCAGCUGACGCGGGAAUGGUAAACAAAUUGUCGAAAGAAGCGACAGGCUCUCUGGAUGAGUUUGAUGCUACUGAAAACUACGAUCUUUCCCAAGAUGACGAAGAAGAUGAGGUUGAUGAUCAUAAAUUCGUAGAAGAUUCCGAGAAGUAUGAUUCAUCGUGGGUGAAUAUCUCAAAGAAUGAUGCAAAGGGACAGAUUAUUGCGCAGUCGUUGGUCGACAUUGAGCACGGAGGAGCUUGUGAAAAUGUCGAAGCGAAAGAGAAAGCUGAAGAGGAACCCGUUGAAAAGUCAAGUGAUGAACCCAUAGAACCUGUUGAAUUUUUGGUCUUUGAUGGAUUCUCUGCGUCGUUGGAGCAGAGUGAUGAUCCUAUAAAGAAUAAGAUGCGCAACAUCAUUGCAAAUACAGAGGGCAAUUUGGAAUUUUUGUUGCGAAACACUACGGCAGUUACCGCAUAUAUAGAUGCUCAUAGUACGCCAGGAAAACAUUGGCAUGAAAUUUCUGAGGUAGACAAUUUGGAGAUCAAUAAAGAUAUGUACAAGGGGAAAUUACAAUACUUGCAUGAAAAAGAAGAUGAGCUUGUUGAAUUGAAUCGGAAAUUACAACAAAGUCAAUAUCAACAACGAGUGCUUGACAGGUCAUUCAGUCAAUUGGUCUUGUUAGAGAAAGGAUCCAACAAGAAUUUGAAAUUUCUCAAAAACAGGCCGUUGGAACCACGCAAACAGGAGAUGAGAGACAAAUUGAAAACAAAAUUGGCCGAUGUCGAAUCGUUAGAAUCGAAGUUGAGGACUUUGUUAAUGCCUAUCAAGGCUAAGAAUUCAUUAAACCUGUCGACAGUAGAAAAAAUUGAAGAAAUAUUAAUGCAACUAAAUGAUCAAGUUUUAGACCGAAAGCUCGCUUUGACCGAGUUGGAAGAAGAAAUGAAGGAUUUAGAUUUGGAAGGAGGGUCGAAAAGUCUUUCUAUUAAACCAGGGAGGGCGAAGCUUAAUUGGAGAAACAGAUUGAGAGCAAUCAAUUCGAAACAGAUCACCUAA